Lycium ferocissimum is the source of this 3887-nucleotide messenger RNA. RefSeq names its product disease resistance protein Roq1-like. Bases 234 to 3560 code for a protein of 1108 amino acids. Gene Ontology annotation, biological process: defense response; signal transduction. NCBI's taxonomy places the organism in Eukaryota, Viridiplantae, Streptophyta, Magnoliopsida, Solanales, Solanaceae. The transcript is spliced from 4 exons. The record is from RefSeq and is a predicted model, not a curated record. Gene Ontology annotation, molecular function: ADP binding; ATP hydrolysis activity.
AAGUAUUAGCACUCGACUCCAAACCAAUUUGUAGUUAAAGAAAGAACAGUGUGACUCCCUAAAUAGUAAAACCGCCGUAUAAAUUGGGAACACAGGGAGUAUUAACUAUUGGGUUGAAUGGGUCAAUCUUUCCCUCCACGUUGAAACCAUAAGCUAUGCAGCUAUAUAUAUACCAGCUUCAGUGAUCAGCUAAACAUCCAACCAUUCUUGCAUCUCAUCAAACAUUUCAUCCAAUGGAUACUCAAUGUAUUAUUCAGGGAGAUUCAUCUGCUUCCCAGUUCUCUCACUCACCCCAUUGGAACUAUGAUGUAUUUUUGAGUUUCAGAGGUGAAGAUACCCGAAAAACCUUCACUGGUCAUCUUUAUUCCAGAUUGUGUCAAGUUGGAGUUAAUACCUUCAUAGAUGAUGAGGAGUUGAGAAAGGGCGAGGUGAUUUCAAGGGAGCUAGAGAAAUCAAUUGAAGAGUCUAGGAUUUCAAUUGUUGUUUUCUCAAGAAAUUAUGCUUCCUCUAGUUGGUGUCUUGAUGAACUUGUUAAGAUUCUUGAAUGCAAACAUAAGUUAAAGGAAGUAGUUUUCCCUAUUUUCUAUGAUAUUGAUCCUUCUCAAGUGCGCAAGCAAACAGGGUGCUUUGGUGAAGCUUUGGCUGAACACAAGGAACGAUUUGGGACUGAAAGAACGGAGAAGUGGACAGCUGCACUUACUGAAGCUGCAAAUUUAUCUGGAUGGGAUUUGCAAAAUGUUGCUAACGGGUAUGAAUUUAAAUUUAUGGAGAAUAUUAUUGAACAAGUCCUACAAGAGCUCAACCAGACACCUCUGGAUAUUGCUUGGCACCCAGUUGGACUAGAUACUCGUGUCAAAGAGAUAGAUUUGUUGUUGCAAAAUGAAUGUGAAGAUGAAGUUCACAUGGUUGGUAUGUAUGGUGUUGGUGGAAUAGGGAAAACAACUCUGGCAAAAGCUAUCUACAAUCGAAUAUUUCGACACUUCGAUGGUAGUUGCUUCUUAUCGAAUGUUAGAUCAGAAGCUGAAGCACCAUCUAAUGGUCUGGUCAAGCUGCAACAGAAACUUCUUUGUCAAAUUCUCAAAAAUAAGGAUUUUGAAAUUAACAAUGUUGCUGAAGGCAUCAAACUAAUCAAAACAAGAUUUGAGUCAAAAAAGGUUCUAAUAGUUCUUGAUGAUUUGGACCACAUGAGACAAUUGCAUGCCUUAGCAAGAGAUCGAAGUUGGUUUGGUUCAGGUAGUCUCAUAAUUAUUACAACCCGAGACAAGCAUUUGCUAUGUGGGCUUAGAGCAAACGAGAGAUAUGAGGCCAAACUAUUAAAUGACAAUGAAGCUGUGCAACUUUUUAGUUUGCAUGCUUUUAACCAUCUUUUUCCACCACAAGAUUAUGUUGAGUUGGCGCAAGACAUAAUCAAAUAUUCUAGUGGUCUACCAUUAGCUCUUGCAACAUUGGGGUCACAUUUGCAAGGAAGAUGCGCAGAAGAAUGGAGAUUUGAAUUUGAAAAGCUAAAAGCAAUUCCUCAUAGUGAUAUCCAUGAGAUUCUCAAGAUAAGCUUUGAUGGACUUGAUGAUGAUACUCAGAGUGUUUUCCUUGAUAUUGCGUGCAUUUUUCAUGGGUUUUACAAGGAUGAAGUUACCAAAACAUUAAAUGCAUGUGGUUUUCAUUCUGAAAGUGCAAUUUCAACUUUGGUAAGAAAAUGCUUGCUCCAAAGGGAUAUGUAUCAGUUAGUGAUGCAUGAUCUAGUCCGAGAUAUGGGAAGAGAAAUCAUUCGCAUGGAAUCACCCCGAGACCCCGGAAAACGAAGCAGAUUGUUUAGCCCACAAGCAGUCCAUGACGUUCUACAAGGAAAUAAAGGUUCUGAAAAGGUAGAAGUACUGAAGGUGGAAGGACAGGCAUUAAGUGGAGUGAGCUUAAGCACCAAAGCAUUUAAGAAAAUGAAAAAUCUUAGGGUGCUUAUAAUUGAUGAAUUACAUAUUAGUGGAGAUUUUGAGCUGUUGUCCAAGGAGCUCAGAUGGUUUUCUUGGCUAAAAUGUCCUUUAAAGUGUAUACCAUCAAAAUUUCCAGCUGAGAAACUAGUAGUUCUGGAUAUGAAAGAGAGUAAUAUCCAAGAAUUUGGAUUGAAUUUGAAGCAUUGUAAAAGUUUGAAGAAUCUGGAUCUCUCUUAUUGCAAGCACCUUAAAAGAACACCAAACUUCAGUGGUUCACAAAGCCUUGAGACUUUGCGGCUUCGUGGUUGCUCAAGUCUGAAGGAGAUCCAUCAAUCAAUUGGAAAUUUAGACAGACUAAUUGAUCUAGAUUUGAAUGGUUGCAAAAAGCUUACGAAUCUUCCGCACAGCAUAUGUCAGCUAAAAUCCCUUGAAAACUUAAACAUUGGAAGCUGCUCAUCUAUACAUGCACUGCCAGUUGACCUUGGAGAGAUGCAAAGUCUAAAAAAACUUUUGGCACUUUAUACAGGUAUAAAACAAUUGCCUGGAUCUGUUGAACUGCUAAGAGAUCUUGUAAUUUUGGAAGUGGGAGGUCAAAAUGAAGAGGCAAACAGGAGUUUUUCUCGAAGAAGAGUCCAUCACGUACAAUCCUUGUCAACUUCUAUUUCGCAAUUAAGCAUUACAUAUUGUCGUUUGUCUGAGGAAGAUAUUCCUAGGGAUAUUGGGAGUUUAUCCUCCUUACUUUCUUUAGAUUUGAGUGGCAACAAUUUCCAGUGUCUACCGUUUGACUUUUCUAAGUUAGGAUGCUUGGAGACCUUGAAAUUAAGUGACUGUGAGAAUCUUCAAACACUCCCAUCAGUAUCUAAGUUAGAAAAUCUUAAGAAAUUUGAACUUGUAAAUUGCAAGAACUUGGUUAAGAUUACAGAGUUGGACAAUCUCCCAGUUUAUAUAGAGGAGCUCAACAUGCUUAAUUGUAGCUCUCUGCCGAAUCCAUUCAAUGAAGGCUUCUUUAGUGCACGUGCCCUAGCAUUUCCAUGCAGAAAAGAUCGAAAUCGGGUUAGUCUCUCUCUCUCUCUCUCUCUCUCUCUCUCUCUCUCUCUCUCUCUCUCUCUCUCUCUCUCUCUCUCUCUCUCUCUAUCUAUCUAUCUAUCUAUCUAUCUAUCUAUCUCUCUCUGCUAUCAUAUUAAUAAUCUUGUAUCAAUUCGUGUGAUGAAGCAGGGGUUAAAUAUUUAUCCCCAAUGCAAAGAGGUUCCAGAAUGGUGCAGAAAUCAAGUAACAACUUCAUCUAUCUGCUUUACUAUGCCGCCCACAUAUAAUAAGGAGCAUCAGUUUUUAGGAAUGAUUGCCUGGUGUGCUCGCAAGUUUGUCAAAACAGUCUCUCCAGGCGGCUUUAGUUUUGCUAAAAAUGAGUCUUCAAGAAGCUACUACUGGCCUUAUGAUCGUGCAAUACCUGGUGGAAAUGUAGAGCUAUCAUGUCUACAAUACAUAUCUUCCUUACAGACACCUUUUUAUGGGCAGAUCAAAGCUGGAGACAAGAUACAAAUUAGUGAGUGGGGUACAGAAAUUACAGUAAAGAAGAUAGGGGUUCAUCUGUUAUAUUUAGACAAACAAGGUAAAGUUACAUCCUUAUUGCGGUGAUGGAUCAUUACGAUUUGAUUAAAUGAAGAUGGGAGAUGACUAAAAUCAGUUCCUAGGAAUGUCUUGAAUAAGUUUCACUUGAAAAUUGCAAAAAAUUAGUCAAGAUUGCAGAGUUGGACAACCUCCCUUCUAUACAGGAGAUCAACAUGAUUAAUUGUACUUCUUUGCAGAAUCCAUUCAACUAAGGCUUCUUUACAUUUGGUCUAGCAUUUUUUUUUCAUGUAGAAAAGAUCGAAAAGGGUUAAUCUCUUUUAUGAUCCUCUCUCUCUUUUUCUCUGCUAUUAUAUUAUAACUCCAUCCGUUCCAAUUUAAGUGUCCUAUUUUCCA